AUGGAGGUUCCAGGUUCAUCGAAGAAGAUGAUCGCAACGCAGGAAGAGAUGGUCACAGCAAAAGUACCUCUCGGUUACAGAGAUCAGUGCGCUCAUCUCCUGAUUCCGCUCAACAAAUGUCGCCAGGCCGAGUUUUUCCUCCCGUGGAAGUGCGAGGAUGAGCGACACGUGUACGAGAAGUGCGAGUACGAGCUCGUGAUGGAGAGGAUGCUCGCGAUGAAGAAGAUCCGUGAGGAAGAGGCCAAGGCUAAACAGAAUAAGUUACAAGGGAGUGGUGUUCCUCUUAUCCCUAAAACCGCUAAUGCUUAGCCGCCCGUCCUUGAUUCGAUCUUUCGGCUUCCCGGGAUUCUCUGACGGUGGGGCUCUGCUUUUCAGUAUUUUGUUCUUGUUGGUGAUGAAAAAUUUGUUGCUACAUUUUCAAAGAUUAUCUUCCUUUUCGUUUUUUUGUCUUCCUCUUGUUUAACUUGUGAAACUGUUUCACAUAAAAAAUAAGACGCAAACACUCAUCUUUUCUGUUGGUUUCCUAUCUUUAACCUCUGAGAAAGAAAGAAAAUUAAACAUGUUAUGUAUAAUAUAAACAAUUAAAUUUAUUCAGCC
Eruca vesicaria subsp. sativa (arugula) is the source of this 597-nucleotide messenger RNA. Lineage: Eukaryota; Viridiplantae; Streptophyta; Magnoliopsida; Brassicales; Brassicaceae. The record is from the annotation of a GenBank genome assembly.